AGGGCAUUCAACUUUGAAUCAAAUCCUCAUUGUUUUUAUUGUUUCUGAUUGCGAGCCUCCAGCUGAUGGUCCAAUAUUAGAAAACUUGAUUUCUACAAACUUCUGACAUUCUGAGUCUUGUUCCUGAGAGACAGAAUGUCAGAGCUUUUGGCUUUUUCUCGUAUAUCCUUCCUGCUGAUUUGGGUUCUGGUCAUUUCUUCGAUGACAUCUGGCUUCCCUCAACCUCGACUACCUCUCAGAAAUCCUGAUGAUCCACAGGAAGUGAAACGAGAUGAUUGGGAGGUCCUCUUCCCCUCCAUUUCCCUCCAUGACUGGAACAUCCAGAUGAUGUCGGCGCCCAGCCUAAAAGCAGCUGGAGACAGCAAGGCUGAUCUGAUGAGGGAGGCAUGGCUGUUUGCUCCGGAAAGGAUGGAGGCCAGUGUGGAGGGGGUCUGGCCCACUGAGUGGGCAUCAGAAGGAGCCCGGCUGGUGAAGAGGAACAUGGUGGUGGCUGACGACGCUGCCUUCAGAGAGAAGAGCAAACUCCUCACUUCCAUGGAGAGACAAAAGUGGCUCAACUCCUACAUGCAGAAACUUCUGGUGGUUAACUCCUGACGAAUGCUGGAUGUUUCUGCAGUGUUAAAUGUGUUUAUCUAUGUGGAGAAAAUGUUGCUGGCAUUAAACUCAGAAGUGAAUCAAAAUACAAAAGAUGUUUCUGAUGUUCAUGACAAGUGCUGCUGAGUUUGACAGACAUGUUGGUUUAGUCUGUGUCACAGACGAAAACUCAUUCAGCUUCA
Molecule: messenger RNA, 776 nt
Organism: Girardinichthys multiradiatus
Lineage: Eukaryota; Metazoa; Chordata; Actinopteri; Cyprinodontiformes; Goodeidae
Gene: pth2
Product: parathyroid hormone 2
Exons: 4
Coding region: 136-594 (152 amino acids)
Biological process (GO): neuropeptide signaling pathway
Cellular component (GO): extracellular region
Source: RefSeq, a predicted model, not a curated record